This is a messenger RNA of Diatraea saccharalis (sugarcane borer), 1618 nucleotides long. The record is from the annotation of a GenBank genome assembly. NCBI's taxonomy places the organism in Eukaryota, Metazoa, Arthropoda, Insecta, Lepidoptera, Crambidae.
AUGUGUGUUACUCUUUUGACUUCGAGUGUUAGUGCAUCAGUUGUGGCACCCGUGGUGAAGGAAGCUUUAGAAGAUCACUUGAAGGAUGUUGCGCAUAAAGAAGGAGCAGAGUCCGUCAAUAUUGACAAGCAGAAAGGUGAGAAAAUUCAUCAAAUUGAAAGUGAUAUAAAUGAAACACAUAAAAAUCAAUUCGCUAAAGCAACCGACGAAGGCAAAUAUUUAAAGAAGGAUCACGAUUUGAAAUCAGCUUCUGAAAGCGAUGCUUAUGAUGGUUAUAAUACUAAACAAGACAAAGAAGAAGACAGCCAAGCUAAUGGAUUUAAAAGAGGUCACAAGAAAGGGCACCAUAAACAAGGUUUCCAGAAUUCUUAUCACAAAGAUGAAUCUUCGAACAAGAGUACCUAUUUUGAUGACUUCAAUGACGAAGGCGAUCAAGCAGCUUAUAAUAGUCGUUUGAAUAGUUACGAUAACCAAGCUGGAAGAAGAUAUCAAGGUGCACAUAAGAAUGGACAAGAACAUGUUCGAGAUGAUUAUGCAGGUGGGGGUUAUAAUAGACACGGGGAGAACGGUUUAAAACAUAUUGGGCAUCAUGAUUAUGGAAAGAAAUAUUAUUUGAAUGAUGAUGAACAUUAUAAUAAAGUUAAAAAUGGUCACAAUGCAUACGACAGAAAUAGACAUUAUGAUAGACAAGAGCAACAUCUUCCUCCUCCACCUCCGCCUCCCCCUCCUAUUCAUCAUCAUCAUCAUGACCCAGGUUGGGAUUUAAAGGGUUGGGAUGAUAGGCGUGGGUGGGAUGAUCGACGGGGCUGGAACCGUGAUGAUUGGCAGCGAGAACCGGGUUGGGAUAGACAUUAUGGUGGACCAGGGUAUUACGACGAUCAUGGCAUAAGACACGACGGAGGAUAUGGUUAUGGACCUCACCACGGUUACGGUUACGGCUAUGAUGAAUCUCGAGCAAAACCGGUAGCUCAAAUUCCGCAAAUUCCUAAAAACUCCCCUAUAGUCGCUCAACGAAAGCAGACUAUUACGAUUUAUGAAGAUCCAAGAUACAAUGGAAAGGAUAAAGGACAAUUAAGACGUGAGGAAGGCGAUUAUCUAGAAUUGGAAUUCAAACCAAGUAGUCAUCGUUACGCUAGUUAUGACGAUACAUAUUAUAGUGCUCCAACAAGAGAAAGAGAACAAGGAGUGGAGACUAGCAAAAUAAAUAGACUUGUAUACAACUACAGACGACAAUAAUAGGUAUAGCACAGUAGUCUAAUUCUUAUUGCAUAAACGUGCUUUCUAGAGAUACUCAUUAAUGUAUUCCUUUAUUUAUUGUUAGGCUUAUUAUUUGAGUCAUCAGUUCAAUGACUGAGGGGUGGUGGUAGAUUAUCAAAAGGCAAUUAAUAAAAGUACCUAGUUAAUAAACACAGUUUCGAAUGAAACUGCAUAUUCGUUUUUGUCUCUAAGAAAUAAAAACGAACUGUAAAUAAACGGAAUCCAUUUCCAUACACACAAAAGAUUUUUAUUACAAUACCUACAUCCUUUAACGGUAGAAAUCAAUAUCGGAUAUUCAUGUGAUGUCUCUGAUAUGCAAGGAAAUCUUGAUAUUGCAUAUUUGCCUAUGUUCAGUGAGUCA